CCCGCGGGGCCUGGCUGCCCCGCGACCGCGGGCUCGGGAGGAGGAGGGGGCGCGGCCGCCCCAGGCCACCCCCUCCGCGCCCGUCCCGGCGGCCUGGGUGCUCCCUGAGAGGCGGAGGAAGGCGGACGCGGUCUCAAUCUUGACCCAGACGUCGACAAGCACGUCGCCAGCCACGGGAAGUUCCUUAUAAAGCAGCCAACGCCGCGGCCCGGCCCGAGACGCACCACCUCCUCGGCGCGGCCUGCGGGGGGGAGUGCGUCCUGGACCGGCCCCCGCGGAGUCCCCCGCGCGCUCAAACCCCUGAGUCGCAGCCCGGCCCAACCCCGGGUCCUCGCGCCCACCUCGAUCCUCGGCUCCCGCCCGGGACACCGCGCGCGCCCACCCACGCCCCGGCCCCGCGCGCCCCUCCGGCCGCGGCGUCCCGGGAGCGCCCCCGCGCGGCCGGGCAUGAGCGCGCGCGGGAAUGGCCUCGGCGGUGUUUGAGGGCACGUCGCUGGUGAACAUGUUCGUGCGCGGCUGCUGGGUGAACGGUAUCCGUCGGCUCAUCAUCAACCGGCGCGGCGACGAGGAGGAGUUCUUCGAGAUCCGCACCGAGUGGUCGGACCGCAACGUACUCUACCUGCACCGCAGCUACGCCGACUUGGGCCGCCUGCUGCGGCGUCUCCGCGACUCCUUCCCCGAGGACCGGCCGGCGCUGACGCGCUCGCCUCUGCUGCCAGGACUCGUGGCCAUAAAGGAGGCUCACGAUAUAGAGACCAGGCUGAAUGAGGUGGAGAAGCUUCUGAAGGCAAUCAUCAGCAUGCCGUGUAAAUAUUCUAGGUCAGAAGUUGUGCUCACCUUCUUUGAAAGAUCUCCUCUGGAUCAAGUGUUAAAAAAUGAUAAUGUACAUAAAAUUCAACCCAGCUUUCAGAGUCCAGUCAAAAUAUCAGAAAUCAUGAGGUCCAAUGGAUUUUGUUUAGCAAACACAGAAACAAUAGUCAUUGACCACAACAUACCCAACGGAAAGGACAAACAUCUGGAUGUGGACGCCACGGAACAUCUGUUCGAGAACGGCAGCGAGUUUACCUCAGAGCUGGAGGACGGCGAAGACCCUGAGGCUUACGUCACCAACCUGUCUUAUUACCACCUGGUCCCCUUUGAGACGGACAUCUUGGACUGAGCCUCUCCUCGAGCUGCUCGCCACCUCAGUCCACUUCCUGCCGACUUUUCUGAUAUUCUCCGCGCUGGACUUCAAGUGCUGGAAGCUGGUCCUGCAGCCACACAUCCGAGAUGCUGCUUGCGGUGGCCCCUGAGUGGUGGGCCUGCUCUCUCCCAGCACCCCUGGGGUGUACGUGCCACUGGGGACCAGAGGCAAAGAGGGCAGAGCGUCUUGCAAGUGGAUGGCUUGUUAGCAGUGUCUAGAAAAGUCUCCAGCACCCAGGAUCCCACUGAAUCCUGAGGGGUCCUUUCUCUCUCCUCUGAGUACCCCCAGCCUGUUUCCUUGUUUCCAGGGGAUCUGCUACCCUUGCUGGGUUUGUGAGACAACAGCGAAUGCCUGUGGGAACAUCUACACUGCAAGAGCAGGGCUGCACCGGCUUUCCCCCUUCCUUCUCUUGUGAUCGCUUCCUUGGGAGGAGGGCUCCCCUUCGUCAAGUGACCUGGGGCCACCCGCCCUCCUCCCCAAUUCCUUCGUUCAGCAAACGCACAAAACAUUUCAAGUGAGAUUCUGACAAAUUGCCAAAUUCUGGGCGACAGCCAGGGGGUGUUAAGGGACCCGGGAUAUCCUUAGAACCUGGGUAUGUGGCUUUCAUUUUUGUUUUCCAUCUUUUAUCUGGAUACUGUGGGUUUUUUUGUGUUUGCCUAAAGGAUUGUUUGCAGAAGACUAAGAAACCCAUGGGGAAUACUGUCUACGGGGAGAGAGGAAAAUGACUGAUGAUGAGGUAGCCAUCUCAGCUCGGACUUUGAGAGGUUGUGGUUCUCUUCACGAGUGUGGACCAAAAAGAAAAGAACCCCUUCCUCGUCAGCCCUCCAGGUUGGGGAACCGAGCUCGGCAACACAGCCCAGCCUCGGAUGUUCACACCUGCUCUGUUUACCAAGCAUUUAAUGAAGCCACUGCCAUAAUCUGAAAGGGACGGAAUCCAGAAAAUAACUUACCAUCUCCCAUCGCCUACUGGGCAAGGCCUGGGUUCUGUGUGCUUACUUUCUCACAGCGUCUACUAAUGACCAACAUUUGCUAAUGUAAAUACUAGUAAAUUAUUGAGAAUCCUAAUUCUUUUACACAGUCUGUUUUUUAAUCUAUUUUAAUUAAAUAAAAUCUAUUACUCCACUCA
Molecule: messenger RNA, 2309 nt
Organism: Choloepus didactylus (southern two-toed sloth)
Lineage: Eukaryota; Metazoa; Chordata; Mammalia; Pilosa; Megalonychidae
Gene: PXDC1
Product: PX domain containing 1
Exons: 5
Coding region: 464-1159 (231 amino acids)
Molecular function (GO): phosphatidylinositol binding
Source: RefSeq, a predicted model, not a curated record